AUGCCUUUCACCUCUCUCCGCCAAAUCUUUUCUGGCUGUCUCACUCUUUUUUCAACAGGAGGACCAACACUCUAUGGACAGAUUACCUUUGCAGUAAUUGGAGCAUACUCUGUGAAUGUUGCAUACAAAGGAAUUAAGAAUGUUUAUUUAAAAGUGUCAGACCGCUUAGAGGAGGCAGAGAAGUUGAACAAGGAAAAGCUAUCAAUCACGCAAGCAGUGACUCCAUACAGAUUUCCGACUGCUAGACCUCCCAUGAUGAACGCUCCUUUUCUCGAACAACAAGCCAAGAAAAUGAUUUUACAACAACAGCAAAACAAAUCACCUUCUGAAUAA
Naegleria lovaniensis is the source of this 333-nucleotide messenger RNA. RefSeq lists its product as uncharacterized. The record is from RefSeq and is a predicted model, not a curated record. The transcript has a single exon. NCBI's taxonomy places the organism in Eukaryota, Heterolobosea, Eutetramitea, Acrasida, Naegleriidae. Bases 1 to 333 code for a protein of 110 amino acids.